This is a messenger RNA of Camelus dromedarius (Arabian camel), 1249 nucleotides long. It is a transcript of the gene CFAP73, whose product is annotated as cilia and flagella associated protein 73. The coding region runs from base 77 to 1012 and encodes 311 amino acids. NCBI's taxonomy places the organism in Eukaryota, Metazoa, Chordata, Mammalia, Artiodactyla, Camelidae. The transcript is spliced from 8 exons. Gene Ontology annotation, biological process: spermatid development. The record is from RefSeq and is a predicted model, not a curated record.
UCAGGACCCCGGGGCCUCCUAGGCUGGUGCAAAACUUCAGCAAGCAAGCAAGCAAGCGAGGGCAAUUGCUGGGAGAAUGGCAGUGCCCUGGGAGGAAUAUUUCCGACUGACCUUGCAAGAGAAACUGCCCAAUCCCUUCAGGAAGAUCCUGGAGCAGAAUGUGGACCAUGUCCCUCCAUUGCUGCAUCUCUUGGAGAAGAGGCAGGAGCUGGUGGAUGCUGACCGGGGCCUUCAGGCCCAGAAGGAGGUGUUCCAGACUGUGAAGGCAUCCCUGCAACGGCGGUGGGAACAGUUGGAACAGCAAAAGCAGGAGCUAAAGAGGUCCUUUGUCCGCUUUGAAAAGUUUUUGCGGGAAGGCGAAGCUCGGCGCAGCCGCGCACUACGGAGGGCGGCCGAAGAGCGGCACCAGGCGGACCGCCAGGAGGCGGAGGCGCUGCGGCUUCGGGCCCAACUGGAGGAGCUGCAGCGGGAGCGCGCGCGGCUGCAGCGCCGACUGCAGCGCCUGGAGCCCUGCGCGCGCCUGCUCGGCCAAGUGCUGGAGCAGCUGCCCGAGUUCCAAGAGAUCUCUGAGCUGGUGGCGCGCUUCGACGGCCUGGCUGACACGCAGGAGGCGCUGAGGGUCACGGAGCGCCAGCAGCUCUUGGAGCUGGAAGAGGGGCGCGCGCGGCAGCAGCGGCUGCGGGACGCCUGGCAGGACGAGCUGCUGCGGCAGGGCCAGCGGCGAGCGCAGCUGCUGGAGCAACUGGAGGCGGCGCGGGAGCGCACGCUGCACUGGGAAUCCAAGUGGAUUCAGAUCCAGAACACAGCUGCUGAGAAGACCUUGCUCCUGGGACGCACCAGGAUGGCAGCACUGAACCUGUUUCAGCUUGUGUGCCAGCACCAGAGGCGGCCACCUGAUCUGGACAUCGAGGACACCGAGGGGCAGCUGGAGCAGGUGAAGCUGUUCAUCCUGGACCUCUCCACCAUGCUGGCCAGACUCCGCCAGGCUGAGCCCUUGACCCCGGCCUCCUAAUUCUGGCCUAGCUGCAAGCCUGUCCUGGUGGAAGGAAAGGGAUCGACUGCCAGUCUUGGGGCACUCCCACUUCAGCAACCCACCCAUCCUCUGAGCCUGGGUUUCCUCAUCUGCAAAAUGGAGACACCAGCAGAUCCCACACAGGACUUGCCCACACACUCUCAAUUCAGCCACACACUGGCUGAGACUUAGUACCCAGGCCUGUCCCUUCCACUCCUGGAGUAGACUGUACUCUUG